AUGAGAAGUCUCCUGGAGGGUCUCGGAAGUUCUGUGGUCCUGCCUUGUACUCUAAUUCUGGGGCGAAUCGUUCAGUAUAGCGGCGAGCAAAAGCGAGCGUCGGAUUCGGCACUGUUGGAAAAAUGGGACGUAAUACUCUGCAGUCUUGAGAGAUGGCAGGGCGGUGCUUAUACGAUCUGUCGCGUGCUCUCUGUCGAGCAAGUGCAGCGAGCUGUGUGGGAAGAGCAAGCGAGCUGUCUGCACCUCUGUCCACCCGCCUGCAUGAACAUCCACGAGUCCAUAUUGAUCGGCUCGGCUGAAGAUGGAUCGGCACUACUGCCACAACCUCCAAUUGAGUUCCAUCGGAAGUCUGCAGACAUAGUAGUAGAGCUGGACCGUCGGAACGACCCACUAUACACACUGCGAACUAGUGUUGUAAAUAUACGGUACACCAAGGAUUUUCUACUUACCUACAAAUCUGAGUGA
Molecule: messenger RNA, 465 nt
Organism: Cercospora beticola
Lineage: Eukaryota; Fungi; Ascomycota; Dothideomycetes; Mycosphaerellales; Mycosphaerellaceae
Source: RefSeq, a predicted model, not a curated record